Messenger RNA from Castor canadensis (American beaver), 1358 nucleotides. It is a transcript of the gene Arl6, whose product is annotated as ARF like GTPase 6. NCBI's taxonomy places the organism in Eukaryota, Metazoa, Chordata, Mammalia, Rodentia, Castoridae. Gene Ontology annotation, molecular function: GTPase activity; GTP binding. The record is from RefSeq and is a predicted model, not a curated record.
CUCUCAUGCUCACCCUUUCUUUAUUAGAGUUCCUCGACCGACAUGUCCCUGACCUUUGUUCCCCGAGAGCUCUUCAAUCCCAGAAGCAAGAGCACAAGGACUAAAAAGCUAACAUACCCGCCUCUACAGGAGGCGUGGCUUCAAGACCGGAAGAAGCUGUUGCCAAGGGAACGUGCGCGCGGUGGCGCCUGCUCAGCCACUGAUGCUCCAAUCCUGCCAGAGACUGCGGGUUCCCGCACCUCGUAGAGGCGGCUUUGCUCCGGACAGGGGAUCCUUCCUAAGGAGGCGUAGAAGAGGCUGAGGCACCUGCUGUCAGCCUCCCAUCCCAGACUCGGGAGCGAGAGAGUGCCCCCAUUCCUGUUCUCGCCAGUUCCCGGUCUCUCCGGACUAGCCUCAAGCAUCAGUGCUUUGUACAUAUUUGAAUUACGUUAUGGGAUUGCUAGAUAGACUUUCAGACUUGCUUGGCCUAAAGAAGAAGGAGGUUCAUGUUUUAUGUCUUGGGCUGGAUAAUAGUGGCAAAACAACAAUCAUUAACAAACUUAAACCUUCAAAUGCUCAAUCUCAAGAUAUUGUUCCAACAAUAGGAUUCAGCAUAGAGAAAUUCAAAUCAUCCAGUUUGUCUUUUACAGUGUUUGACAUGUCAGGUCAAGGAAGAUACAGAAACCUCUGGGAGCACUAUUAUAAAGAUGGACAAGCCAUUAUUUUUGUCAUUGAUAGCAGUGAUAGAUUAAGAAUGGUUGUAGCCAAAGAAGAACUUGAUACUCUUCUGAAUCAUCCAGAUAUUAAGCACCGUCGAAUUCCAAUCUUAUUCUUUGCAAACAAAAUGGAUCUCAGAGAUGCAGUGACAUCCAUAAAGGUGUCUCAAUUGCUGUGUUUAGAGAACAUCAAAGAUAAACCGUGGCAUAUUUGUGCCAGUGAUGCCAUAAAAGGAGAAGGAUUGCAAGAAGGUAUAGACUGGCUUCAAGAACAGAUCCAGGCUGUAAAGACGUGAAAAGAUAGACUCUGGAAACCUCAACAAUUUUAAAUUCAACAAAUAAAUCUAAAGCAAACUGACUACAUUCAAUUUUUUAAAAGAAUGUACAUCCAAGAAUACUUGAAAAUAUUCUUCUCACGUUUAUGGACUCUGAGCUUUUUAAGAACAUAGAACUUCAGGUAUGCUAAUCUGGCCAUUAUAUAAAAACUAAAUCUUCCCUCAAAAGGACCCCUAGAAUUACCAGCCUCUUGGUAAAGGUCUACAUUUAGUUGUAAUUAGAAUUGUUUAAAAGUCAGAGUUAUUAGUCAUUUUAAUACCCUAUCAUGAUUUAUAUUAUCUUUGAUGUAUUUUAAUUUUUGUCUUUUAAAAAAUUUAGUGUAUGGUA